AACCUAGCAACGAGUGCUAUUUCAUCGUCGGUUGGAAAUAUGACUUAGUUCCAGUUCGUCGCAGGAAGCUCAACAGACGAUUAACCAUGAUCCGAGUAGUAGUGCUCUGUUUAUGUUUGACCACAGUUCUUGCCACAACAUUGGAUAACAAUGGUGCUCGAAUCGUUGGCGGAGUUGACGCACUGACUGGCGAGUAUCCGUAUAUUGUGUCGAUUCAACGAAGUGUUCUCUUCCGGUACAAUCACGUGUGUGGUGGAAGCAUUCUUAAUACCUUCCAUGUGCUCACGGCGGCACGAUGUUUCUUCAGCAAUCCCAACAGUCGAUAUCGUGUUCAAGCCGGAAAGUUGUUUUUGAACUCGGUAGAAAUUACCGAACAGACCAUCAACGUUCAGCGAAUCACCAUGCAUCCCGCAUACAAUGGAGGAGCCAGUGCAUACGAUAUCGCUGUGGUGCGCUUGACUUCCCCCUUCGGCUUGACCGAUGUCAUUCAACCAAUCGUGCUGCCUGCAAUCGAUUCCAUCCCUAGUGGGGUUGUGAGAAUCGCUGGAUGGGGUUCAACCUCGAUGGGGUGGUUGCCUAGUAUACCAAGCCACCUGCAGCAAAUACGGGUGGCCAUCUUCCCGAACUUGGAAUGUCAAAUCAUACAAAAUGGAACCGGCAUCGGAUUGGUUACUGAAAACAACGUUUGCUUGGGACCAAUCACGGGAGGAGUUGGUGCGUGUGACGGUGAUACGGGCGGUCCAGUAGUGCAGGUAGUUGGACAGCAGAACGUACUCGUGGGUAUCGUUUCGUGGUAUCCCAGCUCCUGUGGUCAAUCAGGAGUGCCCUCUGUUAGUGUGCGAGUUUCGGCUUUCAUCGAAUGGAUUAAUUUACACUCUUCUUUUAACUGGAAUAAUAAUUUUAUGUGAAUAAAAUAUGAUCGUUGGUUGUGUA
Malaya genurostris is the source of this 933-nucleotide messenger RNA. Its product is annotated as trypsin-1-like. Gene Ontology annotation, biological process: proteolysis. The record is from RefSeq and is a predicted model, not a curated record. NCBI's taxonomy places the organism in Eukaryota, Metazoa, Arthropoda, Insecta, Diptera, Culicidae. The coding region runs from base 87 to 908 and encodes 273 amino acids. Gene Ontology annotation, molecular function: serine-type endopeptidase activity. The transcript has 3 exons.